AUGGUGCAUGAAAGAGAGGACAACUCGGGAAAAUCAAACAAAUCAGACAAAUCGGGCAAAUCAGACAAAUCAGACAAAUCAGACAAAUCAGGCAAAUCAAACAAAUCAGACAAAUCAAACAAAUCAGACAAAUCGGGCAAAUCAAACAAAUCAGACAAAUCAGACAAAUCAAACAAAUCAGACAAAUCAAACAAAUCAAACAAAUCAGAUAGAACGCAAAUGUCGGAAAAUACAAACGAUGGAGAAGAUGGUGUAUCAAGGAACAACGUUUUUCCAAAUGACAGCGAAAAAAUGAAAUUCGAAAAAUUUACAGAAAAUUUUCAAAAUAAGAAUUUUAGCUCAGAAGGCAGUUUACAUUUCAUGGGAGAUGUCGAAUUUCCAGGUUUAGAGAAAGCAAGUAAUUCAUCUUCAAUGGAAGUGGCACUGGGUUCAGGAGCUUCAGAAACGACGUCUUUGUCUUUUAAAGAUGCAAAAGAAAAUUUAGAUGAAAGAAGAUGUAAUGAUUCUAAUUCAUCUUUUAGUAUGGUACCCUCCUUGUACAAAAAAAAUAACACUCUGAGUUUGGAUCUGCCAGAACAAGAAGCAUGUAAAGAGAAAAAAAAAAAAAUGAAAAUCGACAAUGAGGGCUAUGGUACACCAGAUGAGGAAAAAAAAAAAGACAUACAUGUUGAAAAAGCAGGAGACAACAAAAAAGCUGAGGAACACAUGGAUAGUUUGCUUGGAGAACGAAAAGGUGAUGAAAAUACAAUAGACGUGUUGGAGGCAGAAGUGGUGAAGACUCGAAUCGACAAAUUUUCCACUACAUCUGAGGAUGUAACACAUGAGAAUAUAACGCAUGAGGAUAUAACACAUGAAGACAUUGCAUUUAAGUUAGAUGUAUACUCACAGAGUACUGAAUCUCCCAAUCGGAUGAGUUCAAGUCUAAAGGAAAGAAGUAAUCCUAUGCAAAGGGAACAUAUCCAAAACAGUAAGACAGAGAAUGAAAUUCACUCGUCUUCUGUCAACCAAGAAAUUGAUGAAAAAACGAUAGAUAUUCAUAGCAAAGGAAGGGUUCCAAAGAAGAUAGAAAAUAUAAAUGAAUAUUUAAUCAAAAGAAGGAAUAGCCAAAAAAUAACAAUUUUUGUAGGUGAGAAGAUGCAGAAGACUAAGGCAGAUUUUAAGUAUGGGGAAGAUCCACAUAAGAAUGAUCACAAUCCAACCAUCCAUGAAUGUGCAAAUUUGGAGGAUAGCACAGAAUUGGAAGGAAACGAAUCGUACAGAAGAGUUAUCGAAAAGAAACAGAAAAAAACUGUUUUUACAUCUCAACUGUGUGAGAGAAGCAAUGCAGAUGCUAGGGCAUGUGAAAAGUUGAUAAAGAAAAUUCCUGAAAAAACAAUUUUCGAAGCACAGUUAUGUGAGAGAAGCAAUGCAGAUGCAAGGGCAGGUGAAAAGUUGAUAAAGAAAAUUCCUGAAAAAACUAUUUUCGAAGCACAGUUAUGCGAGAAAAGCAAUGCAGAUGCAAAGGCAGGUGAAAAGUUGAUAAAGAAAAUUCCUGAAAAAACAAUUUUCGAAGCACAGUUAUGCGAGAAAAGCAACGCAGAUGCAAGGGCAUGUGAAAAGUUGAUAAAGAAAAUUCCUGAAAAAACUAUUUUCGAAGCACAGUUAUGCGAGAAAAGCAACGCAGAUGCAAGGGCAGGUGAAAAAAUGACAGAAAAGACAAAUGGGGCUGUCGUUUUUGAAUCACAAGGAAACUUUUCUACCAAGGUCCACGCAAGGGCAUGUGAAAAAAUGGAAGAUAAAACAAUUGGAAAAGGUGUAGUGUAUGAAGGUCAAAACUGCACAGAAAUAAUUGCAGAUUUUAGAGCCUCAGACAAGAUAAAGGAAGUAAUGAAGAGGAACAUGUCGGAUGAUUGCCACCUGUUAUAG
This is a messenger RNA of Plasmodium gonderi, 1905 nucleotides long. RefSeq lists its product as hypothetical. Bases 1 to 1905 code for a protein of 634 amino acids. The transcript has a single exon. The record is from RefSeq and is a predicted model, not a curated record. NCBI's taxonomy places the organism in Eukaryota, Apicomplexa, Aconoidasida, Haemosporida, Plasmodiidae.